Molecule: messenger RNA, 2008 nt
Organism: Psylliodes chrysocephalus
Lineage: Eukaryota; Metazoa; Arthropoda; Insecta; Coleoptera; Chrysomelidae
Source: the annotation of a GenBank genome assembly
ACAAAUGCAACUUACCUGAUAUAGCUAUUAUUUUGUUAGGAGACUUCCAUUCUGCAGUUAAUAGACAAUCCAUGCCACAUAUUGUAAGACCUAUGAGAUCACCUGGUUGAGAACCGAAAUUUUCACCUCUGAUUUUAAUUCUAGUACCAGGAGCACCCUCAUUAGGAGAUAACCCCGUUACUAUUGGGGGCGGUGCCAUAUUGUGUUUCAGUAAACUAUUGCUGUUGCAAUAACAUUAGCAAUUUUUUACAGUUUAUUUUUUUUAAAUAAAUAUUCUUAUAUCUGUAAAUCUAGUUUUUAAAACAUUGUUUAUUAAUAUUAAUAACACAGAUUGAUAAAUAACAUAAAUAAUAAAAACAUAACCUAAUUUUUUGUUCUUCUUUUUUUUUUUAUCGUCGUACAAUCGCUGGUCUCUUUAUUAAUAGGUGACUGGGAAAUUUAAAUAUGAUAAAUGCUUAAGAAGAAUAGGUAUUUUUAAAGCCGUAUGAAAACGAAGCAGAUUUUAACCUAGCUAAUUACAACUGAAAAAAUUGUGUGACUGUGACUGAUAAUAUCAAUCAAUUUGGUAAAUCAAUCAACUAGAAAUGGGGAGCACAAAACCAAUAUUUCGAGAUCUUAACCCAGAUGAUCCCGAAUCAGAAACUACAGAAAUAGAAUCCCUCUGUAUGAAUUGUCACGAAGAUGGUAUAACAAGGCUCAUGCUAACCGUUAUUCCAUUUUUUAAAGAAGUUAUUGUAAUGUCUUUUACUUGUGAUCAUUGUGGAUAUCAAAAUAACGAAUUACAAUCUGGAGGACCCGUUGCCGAUAAAGGGGUGAAAAUUAAUUUUAAAGUUUCAAGAAGCGAAGAUUUAAAUAGACAAGUUGUAAAGAGUGAUUAUACAAGUGUAAAGAUUCCAGAACUAGAUUUUGAAAUAUCUUCUAAAAGCCAAAGGGGCGAAGUUACUACUGUGGAAGGUAUUAUUGAUAGAAGUAUAAAAGGAUUGGAACAAGACCAACCUGUUAGAAAAAUAGAACAUCCAGAUGCUGCUAUUCAAAUUGAAGAAUUCAUUAAUAAAUUGAAAAAGUUAAAAGAUUUAGAAAAACCAUUUACAUUAAUACUAGAAGAUAUUUCAGGUAAUAGUUUUAUAGAAAAUCCAAAUGCUCCAAGGGUUGAUAAGGAUUGCAGCAUGACUUAUUUUACUAGAAGUAAAGAUCAAGACCAUACUCUUGGUAUUUUUACUCAAAGUGAAAUUGCAAAUGAAAAUGAAAGUGGUAUAUUGGAACCUGUUCAAGAAGGAGAGUUUACUUUAGAAGAUUUGGAAGGAGAAGUAUUACAGUUUCCAACAAACUGUCCUUCUUGUAAUUCUCCUUGUAAAACAAACAUGAAAAUGACAAACAUUCCCCAUUUUAAAGAAGUAAUUAUAAUGGCUACAAAUUGUGAUGUAUGUGGGCAUAAGACCAAUGAAGUCAAAUCUGGAAGUGGAGUUGAACCAAAAGGUCUUAAAAUAGAAGUUGAUAUUAAAAAUCAAGAAGACUUCUCUAGAGACUUAUUGAAAUCAGAUACAUGCAGUUUAAGUAUACCUCAGCUAGAACUAGAAGUGGGACCUCAUGCCCUAGGAGGUAGAUUUACUACAGUGGAGGGACUUAUAAUUGCUAUUAAAGAUCAACUUAGUGACCCUAAACACUCCCACAUGUUUGGAGAUUCAAUAGAUCCACAAGCUAAAGGUCAAUUUCAAUCAUUUUUAAAAAAGUUUGAUAAUAUUCUUGCUGGUCUAAUGGAAGUUACUCUGGUUUUGGAUGAUCCAGCUGGUAAUAGUUAUGUUCAGACAAUGAGAGAUGAUGGUCUUCCAGACGAAUGCUUAAGAAUAGAACAUUAUGAACGAAACUUUGACCAAAAUGAAGAGUUGGGGUUAAACGAUAUAAAAACUGAAGAGUAUGAAAACGUAUAGGUUAUGCAUAUAUUGUAUAGUUUAUGUAUUUGUUAAGUAAAUAAAUAUUUUUUGUUAAUACAUUGAAAGUUUUAUUUUUA